Amphiprion ocellaris (clown anemonefish) is the source of this 2810-nucleotide messenger RNA. It is a transcript of the gene iqcb1, whose product is annotated as IQ motif containing B1. The transcript is spliced from 15 exons. Gene Ontology annotation, cellular component: cilium. Gene Ontology annotation, biological process: cilium assembly. Bases 593 to 2395 code for a protein of 600 amino acids. The record is from RefSeq and is a predicted model, not a curated record. Gene Ontology annotation, molecular function: calmodulin binding. Lineage: Eukaryota; Metazoa; Chordata; Actinopteri; Pomacentridae.
GUUCACACACCUGCAGGUUCUGGUUUCACCUGUUUGAUACAGCUACCUGAUGUUUACCGGAACGUUCAGCUGGAAAUAUUUCUACUUUUACUGACAUGCAACACAAAAAACAUGAAAAAUCAGCACAAUGGAGGCAGAAAAGAGACGCAAAACAAGAAAAAAGAGACACAAAAUGAUGGAAAAGAUGCGUGGAUGUAUAGUUUGAAACAUAAAGCUUCCACAAAACAACAGCAUGACCACAGAAAGAAACAAGUCGACAAUAAAGACAUGUCAGCUGUCUAAAAUGAGAUUCAAAAGGCCAGCAAUGAUGUCCAGACUAUCAAACUGUGACACAAAACUAUCACAAAGAGACACACAUUGACCAGAAAAUGACAAAAUGUAAACAGAAGAGACAAAAAAACCCACAAAGAGGCACAAAACGACCACGAAGAGACAGAAGAUGCUGCAAAACGUGUAAAUAUGUAGUUUUUCCUGAAGCUUCUUGAAGUAUUGUUGAACACGGCAUUGAGGACGUUUGUUCCCUGAGUUCAUCCUGAAGGUUCAUCAGGUAGCUAACCCUCCUGCUCAGGUAGAUCCUCACCUGAGUGCAGUCAUGGAGGAAGAGGAGCUUCAGGAGCUGAAGAGGAAGCUGGAGGACGAAGAUCUGGACCAGGAGCAGAGAAUCAACCUGCUGACCAGCAGCUUAAGCAAGGCUCUGAACUCAGCGGCUCUCCAACCUGACGGCGGCGUCUCCUCGUCCCUCCUGAAGUCUCGUUUGUAUCUCAGCGGCGUCCUGAGUCUCUGUGUCACCGCCCUGAACUCCAGGAAGCUGCAGAACGACUGGAGCGCCAUGGCAACGCUGGCCCACCUCACCUGCUGCUGUUGCGUCGGCGUCGAACCCGGCCGACACUCGGAGGCGUUCCAUAGGCUGUUCCUGCCGUCAGUCAUGGACGCUGUGCUCUCAUUGGCCGGUCAGCUAAUGAGGCGGUCGGAGUGUUGGUCUCAGUUCAGGAAGACGAUGAAGGAUUCAGUCGGUCGACUUCUGGAGGAUCAGACACACCUCAGCUCCCACGUCCUAAGCUCCGCCCACUACGAGCAGAUCCAGAUGUGCGAUGAUGUCGCCGUGACGCUGCUGUGUAUCCAGAUGUGGAUUCAGAUCUGCUCAACCAACAGGAACUUCCUGUCUGAGCUCAGCGAUGACUCCACCCUCCUGCUGCUCAACGAAGCCAUCGGCCAAUUAGCUCUCAGCUCUGACCCGGCGGUAGGCGGAGCCUCGAUCAGACUUAUCCUCCUCAUGGCCAGUCAGCUGAGGCUCCGCCUCCGGCCCCUCCUCCUGAGCUUCAGAGGUCUGGACAGCUUAUUGGACAAAGACUGGAGGGGGCGGGGCUUCGAUCAGGACCUGGAACAGCUGAUUGCUCUCGUCCAAUCAGAGCAGAGGAUGAGUCAGUCUGAGGUCAGCACUGAGCAUGUGCGGGCGGCAUGUGUCGUCCAGGCGGCGUGGCGUUCCUAUCAAACCCGACGCCGAGUGAAGAGUCUGAACCGAGCCGUCAGCACGCUGCAGCGGAGAUACAGAGCACGGAGGAGGCAGCAGCAGCAGCAGAGGGAGGUCCAGCGGUGGCAGGAAGAGCUCAGCUACCAGGUGUUUGUGAGGCGUCAGCAGGCCAGGAGGAGGUUCCACCAGAAACAGAGACGUCUGCUGCAGCUGCUUCCACCUGACCAGGUGGCGUCAUACCUGCAGGAGGUGGAGCGUCGAGCCGCCGUGGUGAUCCAGAGCUUCUGGAGAGGCUUCAGAGAGCGACAACGCUACAACACACAGCGACACACACUGAUAGAGACACACAACCGACAACAGGCCGCCAUGACGCUGCAGAGAGCGGUCCGUCGUUUUCUAGAGGAGCACCGAGCAGCGAAGGCCCCGCCCACUGCUGCUUUCUGGAUUGGUCAGGAGGGUUUGACGGACAGCCGGAGGGCGGAGCUAAAGCGACAGGUGGAGGAGCACAUCGCUGUGAACCGGUCGUCCUGUGUGAGUCCACAGCAGUGUCAGCUCCUCCAUCAUCAGGUCCAGCUGCUGCUUCAGUCGGAGCUUCAGAGACGUUUGGAUCGAAUGAAGGAGGAUCAACAUCUGGAGGCUCUGAUGGCUCACACUCACACACAGCUGGAUCUGCUGAGAGAUGCCCCGCCCCUCUCUGUCGUCACGGCGACGGACGCCGACUCCUUCCUGAGUCCGUCGGGUUCCGUCACCGCCCGUGGCCGUGACGCCCACAACGCCGCCCUGCAGGCCGAGCGGCUGCCCUGGUGGAGGACGCUGGGAUGGACGGACGGAGGCCCCGCCCACCAACAGGAGGCGGAGCUGGAGGCGGAGCUUGGAGGGCUGUACGUGGGCGGAGUCAGGGAGGUGGACGGAGCUAAACGUUAACUUAUUCUGUAGUCAGCUGUGAAAAUAUUCAUCUCACAUCUGGAAUAUUUGUUCAGAAAAAUGGACUUCCUGAACGUUACCAGGCAGAACGGAUCAAAUUCUCACUUUUAAAGACUCAGUUUGGAGGUUUUUGUAGGUAAAUAUGGUUUUUAUUAUUAUUAUUAUUAUUAUUAUUAUUAUUAUUAUUAUUAUUAUUAUUAUUAUUAUUAUUAUUAUUAUUAUUAUAAUAUACAGUUAAUUUCCAGAUGCUUUACAAAAUUGACAGGGAUGUUAAAACAUCUACGUAAGAGUUUCGGCUUUUUAAAGAGCCGUUAUGGAUUUCCACUGAUAUUUUAGUGACAAUUUUUCAGAUUUUUCUUCUUUUUAAAAUGUACACUAAAAAAUACACAAAUAAAGUUGAAAGUUUUUGACAGAA